Molecule: messenger RNA, 444 nt
Organism: Penicillium macrosclerotiorum
Lineage: Eukaryota; Fungi; Ascomycota; Eurotiomycetes; Eurotiales; Aspergillaceae
Exons: 3
Coding region: 1-444 (147 amino acids)
Source: RefSeq, a predicted model, not a curated record
AUGCGCAUCAACAUCUCUGUCCUCGUCCUCGCGGCGGGCUUGACUAGCAGUGCCAGCAGCGAGGCCCCGCCGCUUCCAGACCAAAACAACACAGGCUUAUCCUUGCAGGAGCAAAACCGCCUUGCUCUCGAGCUCUUGCCUCCGACCUGCAACCUCAAUGCAUGUCUCGGUCUCACCGGCACUAUUAGCUGCGUCGUAUCAGCCCUUGGCUCUGGCGAUACUAAAGCGCUUCAAAAAUGUCUAAUCUGUUCCUGUGCCGCUUGCGUCCCUGCAGUCACUACUUUCCUGAACUCACUCGGCAUUUGCGUCAGUUCUCCAGGUGGCGGCUCGACCACCACUUCGUUCUUUACCUCGUUCAAAACCGAGGCAGCUCCUACGCAGCAGUCGGGGAUUCCACAAACAGAUGCUACGAUCACCUCUCAGCCUACUGGUGAAGACUUUUAG